AUCGAAAACUCCGUUGGUGCCAUUGCCGCAUUUCCACCUCUUUUUCGACUUGAAAAUCAACAGCGGCGGCCUCAUUGGAUUCUGCUAUUUUCUUUGUUUUUUUUUUAUUUUAGUUAUUGGCGCUUUUACGCUGCUUGUCUCGGUGUUUUUUGAUAUAACGUACAGAGAGUAAAUUCCAUCCCUAUUAUUCUCCUGCACUGAGUUGCAGAUUUUACUGGAACCACCUUUGAAACAUAAUGUCUAUUGCGUCAAGUCCUCCCGAUCGUGAGGUUUCUGCAACUUUCAAGCUCCUUCUCAUAGGGGACUCUGGGACGGGAAAAUCAUCCCUGUUAUUGAGGUUCACGGACGAUACGUGGUUGCAACCUGACCAGACAUCUGCUACAAUAGGAGUGGACUUCAAAGUGAAAAUCGUUGAUGUGGACGACAAGAGAUUCAAGUUGGCCAUUUGGGAUACGGCUGGUCAGGAACGCUUCCGCACUCUCACAUCCAGUUACUAUCGUGGAGCGCAAGGUGUGAUUCUUGUCUAUGACGUUUCAAAUCGGCAAACAUUCGAACACCUGCAACUGUGGUUUACAGAGUUAGACACAUACUCAUCCAGUCGGGAUGUGAUCAAAAUGAUUGUGGGAAAUAAAUGCGAUAAGGACACUUCCGGGGUGCGAGAAGUUUCGCGGAAGGAAGGGGAAGCAUUUGCCCGGAAGAUGGGCACUCUGUUUAUCGAGACCAGCGCAAAGACAAAGACUGGCGUCAUGGAUGCUUUUGUGGAAGUUGUAAGGAAGAUUUCUGAAACACCGUCUCUGUGGCAAAAACAGCAAGGGCCACGACCCGGCGCUGUUCAAGUGCAUGGAGAUGAAAAUGCAGAGUCUUCAGGAAUGUGUGCCUGCUAGAUAAAUGAAGCUAUCCUGAGGAUCUGGGGCUCACUAGAGGACUUUUCUUUCGGAGCAUUCUACUGCGGCGAUGGCGGCCAGAAAUGCCGCUUUUCUUUCUUUUUAUCAUUUAUGGACGGCGGAAACGAAAGGCCUUACUUAUUGCAAGCUGGUGGGGGGCCUUGUAAAUAGCGGGCUGGGCCGUUGUGCUGGUUGUCCUGAUAUGUGUGUUGUGUUUGCUGUUAAAGGUUACGGCGAUGUGCAAAGUUUGUACCUCAAUACUUAGAUUUUUUCAACGUUAGCUGAGCAGAACGGGCCUUUUGAGCCCGUCAGUUUGGUAAACACAAUGAAGAGGUGGGAAUAGGGUGCCAAAACCGCUGGUUGUCGCGCUCUCGGAUGCCGCCGUGGAAAGCUUGCCGUGUUGUCAUCUCAUCCUCUUCCUCAGUUUAUCCGUACGCCCAGAGAAAAAGAUACAGGUUAAGCAACAGCGCGUAGGAUCCUGUUCGGCAAGGCUUCCGGUGUGGGAUGUGCAUAUGGG
Messenger RNA from Spizellomyces punctatus DAOM BR117, 1401 nucleotides. Its product is annotated as small GTP-binding protein domain. NCBI's taxonomy places the organism in Eukaryota, Fungi, Chytridiomycota, Chytridiomycetes, Spizellomycetales, Spizellomycetaceae. The transcript has 6 exons. Bases 237 to 884 code for a protein of 215 amino acids. Gene Ontology annotation, molecular function: GTP binding; GTPase activity. The record is from RefSeq and is a predicted model, not a curated record.